Messenger RNA from Cetraspora pellucida, 579 nucleotides. Lineage: Eukaryota; Fungi; Glomeromycota; Glomeromycetes; Diversisporales; Gigasporaceae. The record is from the annotation of a GenBank genome assembly.
AUCAGGUGCAAUCGUCGUUUAACGUGAGAUCGAAGGGAAAUAUAACCGUAAAUCUAAAUUCACAACAUAGUUCACAAUAUAAUUCACAACAUAGUUCACAACAUAGUUUACAUCAUAGUUCACAACAUAGUUCACAUCAUAGUCCACAACAUAGUUCACAACAUAAUUCACAAUAUAGUUCACAAUAUAGUUCACAAUAUAGUUCACAACAUAGUUCGCAACAUAGUUCGCAACAUAGAUCACAACAUAUUUCGCAACAUAGAUCACAACAUAGUUCGCAACAUAGUUCACAGCAUAGUUCGCAACAUAGAUCACAACAUAUUUCGCAACAUAGAUCACAACAUAGUUCGCAACAUAGUUCACAACAUAGUUCGCAACAUAGAUCACAACAUAGUUCAUUUGAAACACAUGAAAACUCACUUGCUAAUUUGAAUAUACGCGUGGAUAAGAGAAAGAAAACGCCACAUGAAUCACGUGAAAUUACCGAAUCUUCGUUUGUUAAUGUUAAUAGGAAUGUGCUUGCAAAUAAGAAAAAGAAAGUAUCACAUGAAAUUACAGCAUCUUCACCUUUUAGUAACA